Macaca mulatta (Rhesus monkey) is the source of this 1220-nucleotide messenger RNA. RefSeq names its product crystallin gamma N (gene CRYGN). Gene Ontology annotation, biological process: lens development in camera-type eye; visual perception. Lineage: Eukaryota; Metazoa; Chordata; Mammalia; Primates; Cercopithecidae. Gene Ontology annotation, molecular function: structural constituent of eye lens. The record is from RefSeq and is a predicted model, not a curated record.
GAAAGGGGAGUGGACUGGGAAGCUCGGAACAGGUCUUGGGAGGGAGGGAGAUGGGCCUGAGGGCUGAGGGGCAGCGCCAGGGAAGAAAGGGCUGGAGAAACACCCCCACUCCUCCCUUCACCACUCCAAGGCAGGACAGGGGCAGCCGCGGGCUGGGCGGGAGGGCUCAGGGAGGAAGGAGGCCUGGGAGCUAAACGUGGAGAGCGCACGGAGACCCCGGGCAGGGCGGGCUGCAUUCGCGGUGGCACAGGGUGGCCGCGGCGGGUCUCAGCAGCCUGGUGGCCCCUCGGGCUUAGCACGCCCGAUAGCACUAACGCGCCGGGGCCGGCCCUGCAAAUCUUUUGUCCGGGGCGGCGCUGAGCCAGCAGGGAGCUGCCCGGUAUAAACCGGGACCCGCGGAUGGGGCGGGGCGCACCAUGGCGCAGCGCUCGGGAAAGAUCACUCUCUAUGAGGGCAAGCACUUCACGGGGAGGAAGCUGGAGGUCUUUGGGGACUGUGACAACUUCCAGGACCGGGGCUUUAUGAAUCGAGUGAACUCCAUCCGCGUGGAGAGCGGAGCCUGGGUCUGCUUCGAUCACCCUGACUUCCGGGGCCAGCAGUUCAUCUUGGAGCACGGCGACUACCCCGACUUCUUCCGCUGGAACAGCCACAGUGACCACAUGGGCUCCUGUCGGCCUGUAGGAAUGCACGGGGAACAUUUCCGCCUGGAAAUCUUCGAGGGUUGCAACUUCACGGGCCAGUGCCUGGAGUUCCUGGAGGACUGCCCCUUCCUGCAGAGUGGGGGCUGGGCCAAGAACUGCAUCAACGCCAUCAAGGUGUACGGGGACGGAGCAGCAUGGAGCCCUAGCAGCUUCGGAGCCGAGGACUUCCAGGCAAGCAGCUCUCUUCAAUCAGAUCAAGGACUGGAAGAGGCCACCACAAGACCAGCAACAACCCAGCCACCUGUCCUGACUGCAAAGCUCUGAGCCUGGAACCGAUCGACAUGGAAAUGCACCUGCACCGUUUCUGAGCCGGGAGAGUGUUUGCUUAAAAUCAUGCCCUCAGUUUUCAUUUCUCUGCCAGUUUGUUAGGGAGGUGGAGCCUUCUGUGUGGCAUAUCUGCCAGCGGGAGGCCCUCGCCACCCAUGGCAAGGGCCCUGUCUUUUCUGAAACAGCCGUCCAACCCUCCACAGACUCCUUGGGCCUUGGCACCCUGCUGCCCUCAGGCCUCCACAAUCUUGC